This is a messenger RNA of Mus pahari (shrew mouse), 856 nucleotides long. Its product is annotated as granzyme E-like. The transcript has 5 exons. Gene Ontology annotation, cellular component: cytoplasm; intracellular membrane-bounded organelle. NCBI's taxonomy places the organism in Eukaryota, Metazoa, Chordata, Mammalia, Rodentia, Muridae. The coding region runs from base 1 to 747 and encodes 248 amino acids. The record is from RefSeq and is a predicted model, not a curated record. Gene Ontology annotation, molecular function: serine-type endopeptidase activity. Gene Ontology annotation, biological process: proteolysis.
AUGCGACCAGUCCUGAUUUUAUUGACCCUACUUCUGCCUCUUGGAGCUGGAGCAGAGGAGAUCAUCGGUGGCCAUGAGGUGAAGCCACACUCGCACCCUUACAUGGCUUUCGUUAAGUCUGUGGAUAUUGAAGGUAAUAGAAGAUACUGUGGAGGCUUCCUGGUUCAAGAUGACUUUGUGCUGACGGCUGCUCACUGCAGAAACAGGUCAAUGACAGUCACACUGGGGGCCCACAACAUCAAGGCUAAGGAGGAGACACAGCAGAUCAUCCCUGUGGCAAAAGCCAUUCCCCAUCCAGACUAUAAUGAUACUGACCUCUCCAAUGACAUCAUGCUGUUAAAGCUGGAGAAUAAGGCCAAGAAAACUAAAGCUGUGAGGCCCCUCAAGUUGCCCAGGCCCAAUGCCCGGGUGAGGCCAGGGGAUGUGUGCAGUGUGGCUGGCUGGGGGAAAACGUCCAUCAAUACCACUGAAGGAUCUGCUCUCUUAGAAGAGGCUGAACUGAUCAUCCAGGAGGACCAGAAAUGCAAAAGAUGCUUCCAUCACUACACUGAGACCACAGAGAUUUGUGUUGGAGACUCACAGAAAAUAAAGACUCCUUUCAAGGGUGACUCUGGGGGACCCCUCGUGUGUGACAACAAAGCUUAUGGAGUUUUGUCUCAUGUAAAAUACAAGAAGAUCUCUUUAGGAGUCUUCACUAAGGUUGUGCACUUCCUGCCGUGGAUAAGCAAGAACAUGGAGCUGCUCUAACAGGUGCUAAACCACCCGUGCCUGUCCAGCUUGUCCGACCUCAGGCAAGAACCACGUGGAGUGGGCAGCAAAGAAUGAAAAUUCAUAAUAAAUAACCUCCGGAGUGCAU